Molecule: messenger RNA, 399 nt
Organism: Suillus discolor
Lineage: Eukaryota; Fungi; Basidiomycota; Agaricomycetes; Boletales; Suillaceae
Product: DUF1960-domain-containing protein
Exons: 4
Coding region: 1-306 (101 amino acids)
Source: RefSeq, a predicted model, not a curated record
AUGACAGACGAGUUCAUCACCUUUGUUAAUCCAGCAGAGUACAAGAACUGGAAAGCAGGAGCUGAGGUAGUCAAUGCCUUCAAAAUAUUUUACUCCAAUCAAGGUGCACAGGGCAUCUUGGGUGCGCCUUCAAAACAACAACUGGAUACUAUCUUCGGCACGACGAAAGAUGUCGAUGUCUUGACGCAGAUUCUGGAGAAGGGGAAAGAUCAGGCCGGGAAUGGCAUCACCUCAGGAACGACAAUCAUGAAUGCUGCGCGUGGAAGCUUGAUGGACAACAAGGGCAAGGGAAUGUCGGGCAUAUGAUAAACAUGAUCAUAAUCAUUGUGUAGAUAUUUGCAACAAGGUCACAAUGUAUUACUAGAACAAUCACUUUCACCCUUCUCUGAUUCAUGGAUU